UCUCUUUUCUGUUUUUGAUAUCGCAUGGUCCUGAACGUUUUUCGCUCAGCGACCCUUUUAGCGACAGAAGUAGAACCUCUUACCCUCCUUGACUAUGAAGACUUUGAUAAUUUAACAUUCUAAUUUGCACGACACAUCAAGUUCGUUUUUCGCAUCACUAUACCAAUAUCAAAGUAAAGCAAUAUAACUAAAUUUACAUCCUAGCGAGCACGACCAGACGUUAUUGAUUAUCUGAGACGGCAAAAAGACAUCAAAAAACGUUGUGCGAGCCGCAUCAAAAAACGUAGUUGUCCCGCCCGGGAUUUUCGCGCCGCAGCGAGGACUUCUUGAGGGACGAGGAUAUUGCAACGACAACCAUGUGGAUGAGCUCCUGGAGGCAACAACCUCCCUGUGCCGGGGACGAGCUGGUGCAAGAUGAAGAACCGCAAGUAGAUCAUGCGACGUUCUGGCCCGACCAGGAUGAGGAUCAGCUUGAACAAUGUUGUCACCUCCGAAGUUGUGGACAACAUGUAGUUGCUGACACUGGCCUGCGAAGAAGUUUUAUCAGUACAACUGGCGAAGUGGAAGUAGAGGCAAAACAAGUACUGACCCCGGUCAUGAUGCAGGAGAAAGACCAGCAAAACCAAAACCUGUGGAAGAUGAAAAGUAGUUCAAGAUCUGCACGAGCCGCAAACUACAAGAUGUUUUCGAAAGGAUUUUUCCUGACCGCGACCUUGCUGUCAGCAACUUCGCUGGUCCAGCAGCUCCCCGGUGCGGUAGAAGCGCAGAACAGCAUCAACAUCCACGCGAAAUUGACAGUCGGGAAAAAGGAAAACACCACGGAAAUUUUAGAGCAAGCCGUCCAACUCGGAGAAUUUGCGAAGAAGGAAAAAAUGCACUCGUCCUUGACCCUUUUUUUGGACAACAUGCUCGAGCAGCUAAGAAAGCUAAACGAAGCGGCAAACACGGUUAUCCUGAGUAAAAACGUCCCCACACCAGAGUUGUCAUGCAGAUUUCCAAUGACAGCGACAGGAACACUUGCAAUGCGCAUCGCCAGGAGAGGCAUUUUUAGUCGUGUUUUGGAAUUUGUAAUGCUGUAAACAGGAUAAGCAGAUGGAUUUCUGAUGCAGCUGGCCUUGCGAACCUGCACUACACUACGGACUGCAACUUGUGAUGCGUGACCCCCAAAAGUUCUAGGCUUGUGUUGCAAAAUCCCCGUCUUGACUCUGGUGUGGGGAUGUUUUUACUCAGGAUAACGGUGAAAGAAACCGUGAAAAAAGAAAAGGCGGUCUCGUUCACUGUCGGUACUUUUCAUUCUUGUAUCUUCCGAUAUGCAAUUUGUUGUUCCGAUAAACAAAGAAAAAAUGGAUAUCGCGUUUUUGUAUGCUUCGUCCACUACUUGUUUCUUUAGUUAAUUUUGCCGCUCCGUCUUCCACUGCUGAGAUGAUGAGAGCACCAAGUCAUUGCACUGUGGAUAGAUGAACAUAGGACAGCACAGCAUUCUAGUGCCAUUUCUUCUGAACAUUUGAAAAAUAAGUACAGGCAAGUACAAGCUGAAGGAGCUGAAGAAGCUGCGCGCCAAGCCGGGCAAGAAGCAGAACAAGAUGACGGAGAUUAGUGUGGAGGACUACGAGAAAAAGCACGGCAAGAAACUGGAGUUCCAAAAGCCUUUUCUGGUGAAGAACGGUGUAUCCGAGUGCACAACCCCCCCUCCCCCUCAUUUGAAGGCAAGAACAGCAAUAGAGACAAGGUCAGAGAUGUAGUUUUUGCAUGACAAAUAUGCGUGCGGACUAUACGUACUGUUUGGAUUUUUCCCAAGUCUGUCAUGCAAGGUAGCGAUGUGAGGCAGUGGCUGGAACUGCGUUUUUGCAUUACAAAUGAAGGGGAGCGGGAGUUGUGCACGCUCAUACGGUGCCUCGCUGUUCGAGAACUUUGCGGAAGCGCGCGAGCAGUUCACCGCGGAGCAAUUUUCCACCAACGAGUAUCUGGAAAAAAACACGGUGCUGGAAUACUUUCCGCCCGACCAGCCACGGCAGAAGGUGGUCGGCAACCGCAUUUAUUUCACGGAGCCGAACCUGAUCCCCUUCUCGCGGUACCUGACCAACUGCUACCUGGGCUCACCGGCCGCGCCGAAGAUCCCUGGCCAGGCAACCGAGCACUGCGAGCACACGCUGAGCGCGCGAAAGUUGGUGGAAAAGGAGGGGGAACUGGACGCGUUGCGAACCAAGCUGCCCAAGUCCAAAAUAUGCAAUUGCAAAUACUUAAUAUUCCUCUUCGGGCUGGUCGGUCGUCUCGGGAUCAUUUCGUGUAGACGCUACUCUAUAUGAAAGGUGGUGAUGCAGCACUUCUUUAUUGUGUACUGUACUAUCGUGUAAUUUUUUUUUCCGCAUCAGAUGGCAGACUACGUCUUUGCAUGGCACGGGCCAGAGCUUCUUUAUUUUGAGCCCAUGCCUGAACAUCACAGCGCUCAGAAUGAAUCAUGUUGUCAGAGGAUUAAGCACGACCAUGACAAACCUUCCAAUUUGCCAGACCAUCCAGAAGUAAGCUUAUUUGAAGUUGAUGCAAAACGCCCAUCGUCGACAACGUUUUUCACGACUGGGAGCGUGCGGCGAAGAGGAUCUUCACGCCUGACGGGGGAAAUUCCUCAGCGGUUAUUGCCUCCGAGCUGCAAAAAAUUUUGGGCAAGAAGGAAGGUACUCAGUUAGUAGUACUCUCUGAAGAUUCAUGUGAGCAGUUUCUUGAAUACUGAUUCAUCACAACUCCCGGGGGACGGUUUUGGAAUUAUUCGGUAGUAGUACGACAGGUUUUUCUUGUUGAAAAGAAAAGUAUAAGAUCGACGUAGAGCAGAUAGAAGUUUUUUUUGAUCCCGCGUAGAAGUAAAUGAACCUCGCUGAAAAUCACAACACGAUAGACACACGACGACCAAGAAUUUAUUCUCACGAUUUAUUAUUUUUGCAACCAUUUAUCAAUCUUUAUCUUCUCCAGGCAGCGACUUUUUGAAGCAGCAGGCGGCUGGAGACUUCCGGUACUUUGUCUUUGGGCCGUCCGGGAGUGGGGACAAGCUGCACGCUGAGAACGGAUUGCCGUUUUACGACGUCCUGCUGCAUGGCUUCCGGCGCUGGCUCUUGGUCACCGAAGACGAAGUCCAGCAGGUCGCAGAGAAGGCUCGCGAGGCCCUGGAAUUCCAGCAGACCAGCGCGUACUUAUUUCAUUCAUAGGAAUCAAUGUGGUUAUAAAGAUUUGUGGUGCAGCAGUGACGACUGCAUGAGUGAAAGACACUGUCAUCGACUAAGUGUCAUACAGCAUAGGCGGUUACUUAAAAAUUUUGCAGGUACAUGUUUUUCGAAGAAAAGCUCCCGGAGUUGAAGGAAGAAUUUGGGCUGAAGAAGUACAUAGAGGUGAACCAGUAUGAGAGUGCACAACUACUCACUUCGUUCUCAUUUCUCAUUUCUCAUGCGAAAGACACCACAGUGACAGUUCCAGGUCCAGGUGUAGUUGUAGUACUACCCUUGUGUCACUAUAUAUGCAUGAGAAACAGUACAACUACACUCGAUCCGGAUGAAGUUCUUGUCAUGCACAGGCUUCACGUGUCGUCGUGCUGGUGUUUUUGUAUUGCUGUUCAACAUCGACCAUACAAAUGAGGGGGCGUAGUUGUGGACUGUCAUAACCAGGAACCCGGCGACAUCAUUUUUGUUCCCCCCGGGUGGUUUCGCGUCAGCCUUUCGCUCGCAGAUUCCAUUUCUAUGCAUUGCAUAUAUAAUGUCGAGGUCCUCUGGAAGCUUGCAAUGGAUUUGUCGUGCCUGUCUGACCUGACUUGACGCUGGUGCUCUGUGAUCAUGCAUUAUAGGCGCGAAAAUAAAAGUAGAUCCCCAUCUUCCCCUUGAAUGUUACAAGAAAGACGCAGUCUGCCAUGCGGAAUCUACAACACAUAAACUAGCAGCGCAAAGACUCGUCAUGCUCUGCUGCCUAUUGCAGUCUGUGUACGACUACCCAUGAUCAUUUUUCACAGACUGGUAACACAAGAACUGCUUCGCUGACCCCGACAGUUUUCCAAGUGAUAAUUUCCUACUACGAGCAAUUGCUCUACCAGCCCCCGUAUCAAAUGUAAAAAUGUCUGGGUCUGGAAGAUUGCAACUUGUGAUGCGCAUUUCAGAACACAGAAAAAUCUCUCAUGCAUAGGCAGCAAAAGUUGCCCACUUUCUGUCACCAAAGUCAGGGAUUUGUCAUGCGGAUUCGGCAUUGCGAACGCUUUUCGAGACCUGUGAUGCUAGAGCUUCCAUGCCAGACCUUCUGUGUCAUGCAAAAACAGCAUGACUCUUCCAGACCCAGACACUUUUACAUUUGAUACUCCGGUCGUGGAGGCCAUCGUGCGCAACACCGUCUGGAACCCGCAGCAUCGGCAGUUCAACCUAUGGAUUGCAAAUAUGUCUGGGUCUGGAAGAGUGCGAGAUUUGUCAUGCUAGUCUGGCAUGACACUGAGCCCUGUAUUGCGUGGCCAGCAAGAGGUCCUCUGGUUUGUCAUGCAAAAACGCAGUUUCUCAUGCGGAAUACGCAACACAAAGCCACGGAAAAAUCUGUCAUGCUUGGCGGCGCAUUGCAAUGUGUCUCCUAUUCACUAACAUGCAUCACAACUUUCCAGACCCAGACAUUUCUGCAUUUGAUACAACCUGGCCUUCUGCUACGAGCCCGAAGACGCGGUGGAAAAAAUCAAGGCCCAGGAGACCAAAUUCGAUCGCCUCAACGAAAAGAGCUACCAGUGGUAUAAUACAGAAGUUCCUUUCAUCUUCGAGAUCGAGAUGAUGAUCUUUCUAUGCACAGUGUCAUGCAUAAUUUGUUCACAGAUCCAUCGCAGCACAAUGACAUAUCUGCAGCACCUACAUCAACAACCUCUUCAUCAAUGAAACACAGGCUUGACCAGCAGGUCCGUCAAGUCCAGGACUCCGAUAUGCAAUGCAAAAGUGCCGCUUAGUAAUAUAACUUGCAUCACAAAUUUUAUCUUCAAAAAGAGUCGACAUGACGCUGGUCUUGCUGAUAUGGCAGUAUAGAAACGACGAGAUUUGUCAUGCAACGUUGCAAUUAGAAUCGACAUCACUUUUGCAGUGGAUAUCGGACGUGCCGCAGCCGGUUCUGUCUGUGCUCUCCACGUGUGCGAAAAUCCUGAACUCCAUAUGAGAGUGCACAACUCCCCCUCCUCCUCAUUUGUAUUGCAUGAACAGCAGUACAAACACCACUACACGCGGAGGCUGAGCAUGACAAAUUCAUGCAGCUCUAGUGUAGUACUGUUUGGGCUUCCGGUAUCUGUCAUGCAAAUGGUGCCAAUGGGAAGUGCUUGGAUAUUUGGGGUUUCGCAUGACGAAUGAGGGGGAGGGGGCGUUGUGCACUCUCAUACUCCAAGGGCAAAAUCUCGAAGUUGAUCGACUAUCAACUGCAAAUGUGUCUGCCGGGUCAGAAGAGUGCACUUGCUUGUCAUGCAUCUUUUGCCACAGAUAGAUGAGCAUGAGCGGGAAUGUAUGCAAAGCAUUUUUGCAGGCGUUGCGAAGUAAGCGCCUCAAAUAAUGCCUAGAAGUCCAACCCCGCAACCGUAGGAGUAGAAGCUCGACUUGUCUUGCUUGCUAAGAGAAAGUGGGCACCUAUAACAGUUGCUCAGGCAAGACAGAUUUUUUUGUCUGCUUAUCUACUUCGUUAGCAUCACAAAUGGCACCUCUCCCAGGGCCAGAUCGGCAUUUGUGAGGCAUACCGACGUGCAGAAAACGAAGUGCUCCGAGCAGGUGUGGAAGAGCUGCCGGGAGCGGUUGGUGGCGAAGACGAGCAAAAAAGUGAAACUGGACUGGCUGCCCGAGGAGAUUUCGCAGGUGGAAGCGAUGACCAGCACACCGAGUCCGGUGAAAACCGAGUUGUAAGUGAUAUUAAAAAGUCGACAUGUUGGACCUUCUUUGGGGGCUUCUCGGACACUACUUUCGUAAUAAAUAUUUCACACGGCGAGACGGCCAAAUAGACCGCGAGGACGUGCAAGGGAUGGAAAUGGGAAUGCACGUGGUUGUAAGUAGUACCCAGUACUGAACUAAGCUUAUUUAUUUCCGACGGACGUAGACGUACCGACUGGUUAUAAAUAUAUUUUGCGACAAAAAACAGCGGCGCAGGUCGACGCGUUGUACUGGCACAGAGCUUUAUCGAGUAGAAUAAUCUAAAUGAAACACAUACGUUCUUGAAAACGACAAAACCAGCGGAACGCGAAGAAAGAACAAGUUCGAAUUGUUCUUCUUACGAGCAGCCAGACCGGCACAACAAAAACCUUUGCUGUAUAACUGAAAGAAUGAACGAAGCGGCAUUUUUAUCUAGCGACGCAUCUGACAGACUGCUACACCAAUCUAAUGACAUUCACCGGCUGGAGGUGGUGCUUUCAGUACGAAGACCCCAAUGAAUCUUCCGCGUGGCAAGAGUCUACGCUGUCGCUGUCUUUCCGCGGAGAAU
Molecule: messenger RNA, 6450 nt
Organism: Amoebophrya sp. A120
Lineage: Eukaryota; Dinophyceae; Syndiniales; Amoebophryaceae
Source: the annotation of a GenBank genome assembly